AUGGUACAACUUGGACUCAAUGAAAUGUGCUAUUUACUGGACAUCAGGUUACAAAUCCCGGUUCAAAACUUGGAGAAACAAGUGAAUUCCAGACCUCGCACCCAGCUCCAACCUCCGUUUUCUCCCUUCACCCCCCUCCUCACAGUUUCUAAGCUGCUCUUUUUGGAUGCUUUGGCAUUGCAGAUCUUUAAGGAUGAAGAAGCAGAGCUGGGAUUUAAACCCAGACAUCAGGUCCUCUUCACACUAGCCAAUGCUGUUUCUUUUGUUACUGCAGUGAUUCAGUGUGAGCCUUUGGAAACCCCUGAUUUGGGGAGCAUGGACUGUAGUCACCCCUUGGGGAACUUUAGCUUUAUUUCCACAUGCACCUUCAACUGCUCUGAGGGAACAGACCUCAUUGGGAUUGAGGAAACCACUUGUGGACCUUUUGGAAACUGGUCAUCUCAAGAACCAACCUGUGAAAUGAUUCAAUGUGAGCCUUUGGAGGCCCCUGAUUUGGGGACCAUGGACUGUAGUCACCCCUUGGGGAACUUCAGCUUUACCUCCAUGUGCACCUUCAACUGCUCAGAAGAAACGGAGUUAAUCGGGGAGAGGAAAACUAUUUGUGGAUCAUCUGGAAUCUGGUCAAGCCCUAGUCCAAAAUGUCAAAAAGUGGACAGGAGUUUCUCAAUGAUCAAGAAGGGUGACUAUAACCCUGUCUUCAUUCCGGUGGCAGUCAUGGUUACUGCUUUUGCUGGGCUGGCAUUUAUCAUUUGGCUGGCGAGAAGAUUAAAGAAAGGUAAAGAGUCCCAGGAAAGCACAAAUGAUCCAUAUUAAAGCAACCUCUGUGAAAAAAAAUUCUUGGGAUACUAAAGUGUCACUGGAUCCUUCAAAUCCCUCCCUGAAAAGUAUCUCAUGGUGGUGUCUCCUAUAUUGAAGAUGGAGUGCUUCUCUUUCUCUGCAUCUGGAAAGAUUUCUACAGGAUCAGCAGCUCUUUCUGCUCCCUAUGUGCCCCUCACCCACCCCUGCACCCCUGCCUACAGUUGUGCUUUACAUUGCUUGUGUUUUAUUCUCUUUUUCAUGGACCAUGGGGGGAGAAGAUGGCUUUGGAAUAUAAAGAUGUCCGAUUUUGCUCUCUAUCUUGACUCCAUUUCCAGUUCCAACUCAGUGCUGUCCCUGAUGACCUUCUGUACCUGAUGACCUUAAAUACAGUGGAAACUUGAUA
Messenger RNA from Leptonychotes weddellii (Weddell seal), 1201 nucleotides. Lineage: Eukaryota; Metazoa; Chordata; Mammalia; Carnivora; Phocidae. The record is from RefSeq and is a predicted model, not a curated record.